Molecule: messenger RNA, 1677 nt
Organism: Gavia stellata (red-throated loon)
Lineage: Eukaryota; Metazoa; Chordata; Aves; Gaviiformes; Gaviidae
Gene: PEMT
Product: phosphatidylethanolamine N-methyltransferase
Exons: 8
Coding region: 65-661 (198 amino acids)
Biological process (GO): phosphatidylcholine biosynthetic process
Molecular function (GO): phosphatidylethanolamine N-methyltransferase activity
Source: RefSeq, a predicted model, not a curated record
UUUCCCGCGGGAGUGCUGCGAAGGGCUGGGCGGCCUGGAGUACGGCCAGGUGGAUGUGACAGCCAUGGCGCGGCUCUUCGGCUACGUGGACGUGACUGACUCUGGCUUCAUUGCUGCUGUCCUCUCCAUCGCCUUCAACCCGCUCUUCUGGAAUGUGGUAGCCAGAUGGGAGCACAAAACGCGAGCGCUCAGCCGAGUCUUCGGCUCUCCACAUGCUGCCUGCUACUGCCUGGGUGCUGUUAUCCUGAUGCUUAACUGUGUGCGGAGCCAUUGCUUCACAGAAGCCAUGAAGAGCCAGCCGAAGCUGGAGGGCUUGGAGUGCCACUGGGCCUACUACUCGGGCUUGGCCAUCUUGGCUGUAGGGACCUUGUUUGUCAUCUCCAGCUUCUUAGCACUGGGAUUCACCGGGACGUUCCUAGGUGAUUACUUUGGCAUCCUGAUGGAGGCAAAAGUGACCAGCUUCCCCUUCAGCAUCCUGGAUAAUCCCAUGUACUGGGGCAGCACAGCCAUCUACCUGGGCUGGUCCCUCAUGCAUGCAAGCCCAGCUGGCCUUUUGCUGACAGCUGUAGUGGCAAUUUCCUACACAAUCGCAAUGCUGUAUGAGGGGCCUUUCACAGAGGAAAUAUAUCGGCAGAAACAGAAGGGAGCGAAGAACAAGUAACGACAGUGAGUGACUCGGAUACCUCGGCACAGCGUGCCUCUCCGGUCCCCACGCUGUCCAAUUUGCCCGUUUUCCUACUGAGAUGUAUCCUACUAAUUAGUCCAGCAACCCUUAAUGAGCCAACUGAGCACCCUGGAGUAUUGGAAUUGAUCAGAGGAAGAGCCUGAGCAUGGCGGGACCUCCUCACUGCAGCCCACGGGAGCUGGAGGUCCCUGUCCUCAGGUCCUUGUCCCCAUUGCCGGUCACUGUGGCUCCUGCCACGAAGGCAAUGCUUUCCCGGGAGCCACAUGGCACGGGACCUCCUGACCUCUUCUCCUGCACCUAUUAUUGGAGAUCUGCAGGGGAAAAAGCAACUCAGCUUCGGCCCCGGACUGGAGGGUAAGCAGAAUAACAAGGGAGACAGCGGGAGCCUUUCAUAAGUGAGCUCUGAGUACGGAGAAGCAUCAGAAGAUCAGCUCUGGCUGAUCUGGAAGAUAUCUGAAGAUGCUGCCAAAAAGCCAUGGGAAGCAAACAAAAGCUCGGGUGAAGCGGCGGAGGAGGCUCAGGAGCCCCUGGGGAAAACUGCUGCAAACUCAACCACAAAACCUGUUGCAAACCCAACAACAAACCCCCUCUUUUCUGGAAGAGGGAACCUCCCCAUCCAGAGCUGCGGUGUCCCACCCGUGCAGAGCCCUGUAGCAUCUCCGCACUAUUUGCAAAGGCUCCGAGAAAGGUGACUGAAAGCACAUAGAUACGAACCUAAAAUAUGAACGUAUGACCUAAACCACUGCCCGAGGGGGAUGGAGGGAUGGCAGGCGUCCCGUGGGGAAGCCCCACCAUGGCGAAGACCAAGAGGAAGAGUCAAUCCCCAGCCACACCCUGCAGAUACCCCAUCCCUAGCUGUGUCAGUGCCCCGGUCCCCUCCACACCCACCCAGACCCUCUUUUUCCCCGGGGGCCACGUGAGGGUCCUGCCUGCCUUCCCCACCACCCAGUGCCUUCCAGCUAUUUGUCACUGCCUUGCAGGGGCGGUGGGUG